Paralichthys olivaceus (Japanese flounder) is the source of this 428-nucleotide messenger RNA. Lineage: Eukaryota; Metazoa; Chordata; Actinopteri; Pleuronectiformes; Paralichthyidae. The record is from RefSeq and is a predicted model, not a curated record.
AGGACUCAGGUGUGAUGGACCUGGUGCAUGAUGGGAUGUACCAGCCGCUCACGCUCUUCCUGCCGUCAGACGCCAUCAUGGCGUCUCUGCCUCAGCAGCAGAAGGAUUUCCUGUUCCACCGCGACAACCGCCCUCAGCUGGUGGAGUACCUGAAGUACCACAUCCUGCACAGCCAGAAGAUUUACGCUGAAGGUUUGAUCUAUCUGGAUUCGGCUCGGACACUGCAGGGUUCGCCGCUCUCCUUUGUCUGCGGAGGGACAGACGACAUCGGAGAAAUCUUCGUUAAUGACGGGAAGUGUCGCAUAGUUCAGAGACACCUUGUCUUUAAUGGUGGGAUUGCCUACGGGAUUGACUGCCUUCUGACUCCGCCCAGCCUCGGAGGACGCUGUGAUGACCUGAUGACCUUUGAUCUCCGGGUAAAUCCUCAC